AUGUCUCGAGGACAGAAGACGGUUAUUGAGAAUGUUCGUGUUUUCAAGAACUCUGGCAUCACAGACCUCACAACCGUCGUGAUUGACGGCGACCUCAUCGGCAGCGAUGCGUCGAAUCCAGACCAGACCAUCGACGGCGCAGGAGGCGUUCUUAUACCAGGCCUGAUCGACUCGCACGUCCACGUCCUCAAAGAAGCUCAUCUCCAGAAACUGCUGCACCAUGGGGUGACGACCGUGCUCGACAUGGCAAUGUACCCUGCUGAAAGGAUACCACAGAUGCGAAGUUAUCCUGGAAUGCCAGAGAUCAAGACCGCAGGAGUGCCACUGUCGAAAGCCGGCAGUGUCCAUAGCUGCGUGCUGCCACUGCCACCAGAAUCGCUGCACGUCAAACCUGAAGAGGUGGCGGAGUGGGUGCGGAAGCGAGUCGUCGAAGGGUCGGACUAUAUCAAGAUCAUUGCCGACGUGCCUGGGCCAGAUCAGAAGACGAUGAAUGCGGUUGUUGCUGAAGCGCAUAAACACCAAAAGAAGGUGGUGGCGCACGCUGCAUCAUAUGCGCCCUUCAAUAUGGCUCUGGAGGCAGGCGUGGAUAUAGUUACUCAUCUGUCGCUCGACAAGGCCGUGGAUACGGGCAUGGCGGAGAGGAUGCUGGCCAAGAAUGUCAUCUCCGUGCCGACAUUGUGUAUGAUGAAGGAGACGAGCAAGGACCUUCCGAUGAGCGAUGUUGCUCCAAUGUUGCUGAAGCCGAAGACCCUUCAUGCGAUCGUCAAAAACAAGAGGAACGGGCAUGGGAAGCACACAUACGCCAAUGCUGAAGCCUCAAUCGCCACGCUUUACCACGCCGGCGUGCCGAUUCUAGCGGGAACAGAUUGUCAUGAGGAAGGGAAGUCCAUCUUCGACGUACCGCACGGCGAGUCGAUGCACCGAGAAUUGGAAUUGCUGGUGGCAGCGGGCUUGUCGAAUGUCGAGGUAUUGGAAGCGGCGACGUCCUUGCCGGCAAAAUACUUUGGUCUCGAGGACAGAGGUGUGAUUGAGGAGGGCAAACGAGCCGAUCUUGUGCUGCUGAAAGAAGACCCAACGCGGGAAAUAAAGGCUUCACGGAGCAUCAGCCGGGUAUGGUUGGGAGGGGUUGAGGUGUCCAGAUGA
Molecule: messenger RNA, 1143 nt
Organism: Zasmidium cellare ATCC 36951
Lineage: Eukaryota; Fungi; Ascomycota; Dothideomycetes; Mycosphaerellales; Mycosphaerellaceae
Exons: 1
Coding region: 1-1143 (380 amino acids)
Molecular function (GO): hydrolase activity, acting on carbon-nitrogen (but not peptide) bonds
Source: RefSeq, a predicted model, not a curated record